AAUCUAGCCAAUCCGCCGACGGUUGGGAGGAGUUGGGGAAGUACUUCGAGCUAAGUUAGUUCGCCCCCUCAGACAGUGACAAAACAGUCGAGCUUUUGUCCUCUUUCAGUCGUUCACAAGUCGUCUAGCUGAGAACAGAUCUAUCGCAGCCAUGACAAAGGACCCAAAUAAGCCAAGAGGAAAGACAUCCUCAUAUGCUUACUUCGUUGCAACUUGCCGCGAAGAACACAAAAAGAAACAUCCAGGUACCAGCGUAGGCUUUGCCGAGUUUUCCAAGAAAUGCUCCGAGAGAUGGAAGACUAUGUCAGCCAAGGAGAAGGUGAAGUUUGAGGAUUUGGCUAAGACAGACAAGGUCCGGUAUGACCGGGAGAUGAAAACCUACAUCCCUCCUAAAGGGGCUCCAGGCAAAGGCAAGAAGAAGAAGGACCCCAAUGCACCCAAAAGGCCACCGUCCGCUUUCUUUGUGUUUUGCUCCGAUCACCGUCCCAGAAUCAAGGAGGAGAAUCCUGGCAUAUCCAUUGGGGACAUUGCAAAGAAGCUUGGAGAGCUCUGGUCUACACAGACUUCAAAAGACAAGAUUCCGUAUGAGGCAAGGGCCGGAAAACUGAAGGAAAAAUAUGAGAAGGAUGUUGCGGCAUACAAAGCCAAAAGUGGCUUGGGGAAGAGUGAUGCUGGCAAGAAGAGUGGACCAGGCAGGCCCGCUGCCAAGAAAGCACAGCCAGUUGAUGAUGAUGAUGACGACGACGAUGAUGAGGACGACGAUGAUGAUGAUGACGAUGACGAUGAUGAGGACUAAGUGGCUUAUUUAAAGGAUGUGAAUUUUGCAUUGCAUUUUUCAAAUCGGAUUUUGUGUGGAUAAUUCAAAUGGCAUAGCCUGCUGUCCCUGUUGGUCUGCCUCUGUAGGAUACCAGACCUGUAUUCAUUUCAUGUUCAGGGAUUUAGUUUUCUUUUGUAAUUUAGUCCCUUUUUACUUUAACUUUUGUUUACACAUCAAAGACCCUCAUUGAUUCUUUAAGCGCCAACUAGACAUGAAUUUCCUGUGGCCAUGUACAAGUGGUACAAUCAGCAUUUUUUUUUUAAGUAUUUCUCGAAGCACUGCUUAUGUUUUUGUUUAGUGGUGUGGUUUCUUCACUGUCAUUUUACUACCAGGAGUUAUCUGUAGUUUGAUUAAAAAUGUUUGAAGCCAUUUUUAAUAUGGAGCUUUGAAAACAUGUAGAAUUUUUUUUUGUAAUAAAAUUUUGUAUAUUAACAGUGUUCACUCUUUUAAUCAGUUUGCGUGCAUUUCUUAAAUGACAUUUUCUCUUUAUGUUAUAUGUAGUGUUCCUUAGCCACAAGUAUUGAGUACAAAGCAUAGGUUUGUAUGAAUAUUCACCAGGCCUAUGACUUGACUUCUAUUCAGUGUAUGGAAAGGUGUAGUCUGUUUAUGGUUCAGUAAUUUGAUACCCCUUCACUGUUUGAGCCUAAAAAGAAAAACAUUAAUAGAUUUAUUCCUGAUAUCUUGGAAAGGGCUGGAUUUGACUGAACAUUUACUCAAGUACAUGGAUAAGUACUACGUUACGGUACUUACAUUUUUCCCUUCCCUGCUAUUAAACUCUUACUAAGUCAAAUAUUAAUAUUUUGAGGCAGAAUGAGCUGCUAAAACGAUUCAAUGUUCAGUGAAGAUAAAUAUUCCUCUUAAUUCAGUUUAUUAUGAAAGCAGAGGCAACACAAUUGGGCUUUGAAGAAAAAUAUCAAUCUUUCGUAAUUGUAGUACAGUACAUUCAAUAUGAGAAACAGACCAUCGGUUCUUGUUUAAAUAAAAACCUUGUUUUACAAAAAUA
Messenger RNA from Pungitius pungitius (ninespine stickleback), 1820 nucleotides. It is a transcript of the gene hmgb2a, whose product is annotated as high mobility group box 2a. The coding region runs from base 152 to 796 and encodes 214 amino acids. The transcript is spliced from 5 exons. Gene Ontology annotation, cellular component: nucleus. Gene Ontology annotation, biological process: regulation of transcription by RNA polymerase II. Gene Ontology annotation, molecular function: DNA binding, bending. The record is from RefSeq and is a predicted model, not a curated record. NCBI's taxonomy places the organism in Eukaryota, Metazoa, Chordata, Actinopteri, Perciformes, Gasterosteidae.